Messenger RNA from Aspergillus campestris IBT 28561, 1453 nucleotides. RefSeq names its product DUF3431 domain-containing protein. The record is from RefSeq and is a predicted model, not a curated record. The transcript has 2 exons. Bases 220 to 1179 code for a protein of 319 amino acids. NCBI's taxonomy places the organism in Eukaryota, Fungi, Ascomycota, Eurotiomycetes, Eurotiales, Aspergillaceae.
CCCCCCUCGUCUCUCCGCUAUUCCUCUGCAGCUCUCGCGCAUCUUCCGGCCGCACUUCCGGCCGCAUCUCCCGCCGCACUACGCGCAUGCACGUCAACUCUCCGACACACUCCUCACAAGAUUGAUCUUGAUCUUGAUCUUGUGUGCAUGUUCGACGGCCCAAUCGCUCCCAACCCUCACUCUUCCCCCUCCCCUCGGGGCUAAACCCCCGUCCUCAGGAUGAAAUGUGGCUCCCGCUUUGCCAUCUGUGGCGUCGUGCUGCUGCUCUUCCCCUUGUACCUCUUGAAGGUCCACCUUGAGGACCUCUGCAAUCAAUAUCGCGCGGGCGCGUAUCUCACCGAAUGGUACCACUCCAGGUAUCGGGACCCUUCCGACGCCCCUCAAGGAUGGAAGUAUCCAUCUCCGGGAGAGCCAAACGGCGACAAGGUCAUCGUUAUGGCCAAGCUUGAGGAGGAGCCGACGGAUUGGGUACAAGAAGAACUGCCCGACUGGCAACGCGCCAUCUACAUCGUCAAUCCCUCCCGCUCCACCGCCGACAACGAACACAGCCUCACCACCCCCUUCAACAAAGGUCACGAAGCCAUGGCCUACCUGACCUACAUCAUCGACAACUACGACCGCCUCCCCGCCACCAUCGCCUUCCUCCACUCCCACCGCUCCGGCUUCGUCCUCGCCUGGCACGUCGACGCGCCCCUCCACGACAACGCCGUCGCCAUGCGCGCCCUCCAGCUCGACUUUGUCCAGCGCAACGGCUACGUUAACCUCCGCUGCAACUGGAAUCCGGGCUGCAAAGCCGGCCACCGCCGGAACGCCCACGUCACAGAGCAAGUCUUCGAGGAGAUCUUCGAGGGCACCAGCACCCCCCCUCUAAACGCGACGGGUCUCUCCGCGCUGGCCGACAACCCCUCGUUAUCCGUCAACCCGCCCCAGCGCUUCCUCCGCAUGCCCGAGCAAGUCGGCGCCGCCUGCUGCGCGCAGUUCGCCGUCUCGCGCGAUCAGGUCCGCCAGCGGCCGGUCGACGACUACGUCAAGAUCCGCCAGUGGGUGAUCGACACGGACAAGAACGACGCCAAGAGUGGCCGGGUCAUGGAGUUCCUCUGGCAUGUCAUUUUCGGCCGGGAGUCGGUUUAUUGUCCGGAUGAGGAGCUCUGCUACUGUCAAGUUUAUGGACAGUGUUGAUCUCAUUCCUUCCGAGUACGACCCUCCACUGUAUAUACCAUUCCCCCUGGAACGUGUUCCGUUCCCUUCCACUGUUGAUUUUAUCGUUACCUGUCUUAUGGUGACCAUAGACAUCUAGCCCGACCAGCUAAUCAGCUAUCGGAGCGGCGUUAUUAGACGGACUGUCUUUUGGAUUUUUGUCUUUUUUUUUUUUUUUUUUUUUUCCUUGUUUCUUUUUAUCUCGGGAAGACAAGUCGGUCCACAUGUUGGAUACAAUCACGGGUGAUUUAAGUUU